GUUAAUCAGCUAAUCAGGACAAAACAGAAACUAGCUAGCUAAAGGGAAGGUUCUAAAGGAAACCUUGUCCCCGCUUCAAGGAUUCUUCUUCUUUUUUUCCCUUCUUCUUCUUCUUCCUUCAAUGAGUUGAAAUGUUGUCUGAUUACACCCACAGGCAGCAGAUGUUGUUCCUCCGUUUUCCCUCUCAUGUAUUUCUUGUCUUCUUCUUUUUCAUCCCCCCUCCUCUUGAAACCAGCCCCCUUCUGGGUCUUGUCCUAUUCCGAAAGCUUCACAAGAAUCCUUCACCUUUCCGCACGGACACUCCUGGAAGACUCGGGCGCGUCCUGAGAGAGAACUUUCAGUCAGAUUCGGUUGUUUUCAGCUGGUUGUUCAGGUCCCGAACGGAUUUUAUUGCCUUAAAAAUGCGCCAAGAAGCUUCCAGCGCGUGGUAGCAGCGAAGCUAUCGCUGUCUGAGGGCGAGCCGUUAACACACACGUCGCGCGCACGGGGGCUGUGCGAGGCGAUCGGCGCGAGAUGUCUCACGAGCCGUUCAAGCUGGGGAAAAGUUUAAACAACUCGGAUUAUUAACGGAAUCUAACGGAAUCGGUGUGUGUGUCUGUGUGUGUGUGUGUGUGUGGGACAUUCGUCAAAAUGAGCCGAGGAGGAUGAACCGACGGAUAUUUUAACGAUUAAAUAAACAAUAAAAAUACAUAUAUAUAUGAAUAAGGUUCUUCAGGUGAUCUUCACUUUGACGGAUUCUUCGAAGUGGAAAGUUGCUCGUGGGAAUCAAUGCGGUUUCAGUCGAAAGGACGCGCGGUCCGAAACUCACCUAAACGGUAAGAUAAUGAGUUGAUACGUCUUGGGAGUGAUGCACUGGCUUCCCCUGGUUGCCAUGGUGAUUGCCUCGGCCCUGUUCUUCCCUCAUCCCAGUGUGCCCAGGCUUGUUGCUGCAAAAAUGGAGCCUGGCAACAACCUCAGCACCAGAUCACUGGUAAACCCAAUCUCCAAACACAACGGUUCUCACGUGGAAUACGUGUCAAGCAAUAAACAAACGGCAGCAAAAUUACCUCACAGGACGGCAGAUACCCACAUUCAAACCGAUCUCUCAGCUACCAGCACAUCUUCAGUGAUGAAUGAGGACUUUUCGUCUGAAAGGAGGCAAUCUGAGAAGGCAAAGCCAGGCAGGAUUGACCUCGGGCUGCAAACUUCAAGCAAACUUCAAGAACGUCACAAUUCCAAGGAGAACCACAUACUUAAGGACUACACAUCAAGAGCUGGUCAAUUUCUGGAGGACAGCAAGGUAGAAACUCAGAUUGAAGCAGACAGGACAAAAGACAGGGGGCUGAAUAGGAAAAACGAGGAGGUAUCGAUGGAAAAAUUGACAGUUAAAGAGUGGCCAAGGGACCUGCACCCUACAGAGGGGCCUACAAACAAGGAGGACCUGAGGGAGCUCGGUAGAGAGGGAACGAACAGAAAUACAUUACCCACGAUACCCACAAUGUCCCCUGAGGGCUUGGGAUUGGGCCUAGAUGGACUCCUGCAGGUGGAUGAUGACCUUUUGCUGCUGGACACAAACCCUCGAGUGCUGUUCUCCACUUCCCCUUCGCCUCCCAAACAUCCUCCUUUGCAGAUAAUGCUGGAAUUGGGCCUCAUGCCCGAGCAACGUGAAGAACAUGAAACGGAUGACAAGGAGUUAAAGAAGGGCAAAGAUGGAGAAUCCUACAGAAACCUCCUGCUGGAUUUAUCAGACUCAUCAGCGCAAGUGACUCCAUCCCCACACCGUAAAAAGCGGCAACUCGCACACACGGCCAUCGAGCGCUCGGUUUGUGAGUCUACCAGCAGCUGGGUGAUGGACCGGCGAACGGCGAUUGACGUGCACAUGCAAAACGUCACCGUACUCGAGAAGUUUCCUACCAAGAAGGGCAUGAUGACGCAGUACUUCUACGAGACCCGGUGCCGGGGGCCGGAUCACCGCGGAGUGCAAGCCGGGGAGCAUGGAGUGGCCGGAGCUGGCUGCCUCGGCGUGGACAAGCGCCACUGGGUGAGCGAGUGUCAGACCAAGCAGUCCUAUGUGAGAGCGUUCACAUCGGACAACACCAGGGGCACAGGAUGGAGGUGGAUCCGCAUCGACACGUCCUGCGUAUGUGUGUUGUACUCGAGGACACAAAGGAACCGAGCCUCGACCACACGUCAGGGGACGAGAUGAGUGUAACCUGGGGAACAAUUAAGCAAUAUACACUCACCUUUUUAUGGUUUUGUUAUCAGGUACAAAGUGCCUUAUAGCCGAUGACAUGGACUGUAGCCCAUCACAUCUAUCCCAUCCAUCAAUGCAAAGGGAUCAGUGUAAGAACAGAUGUUUGUUAGAUAUUUCUGAAGUUUUGGGUUCAUUCUCAGUACAGCAGUCACACUGACAUGGUAGUGUUUGUGGUGCAGAUAUGAGUGGACAAGCUAUUGGGGGUUUACUGGGAUCAAAAAGUGUCCGUUAUCCAAAAAUCUUGUUUCCCAACUACUUUCAGUAAACUGAAACUGGUAAAAGAUGGAGGAUGAUCAGCUCAUACUGCACAUGUGAGCUUUAGUCUUUAACUGAUCUACAUGGUGAGGUGUGUAAGUGCCUAAGUGUUUAGAAACUCAGUGACCUUCAGCCCAUACACACUGCUGGACCAUUGUAGAUGACGGGUAGUAGGCUUAUCUUCAGAGUCCAGCUCUGUGGUGGAUUUGUACCUACAGUUGUGGUCACACUGGCAGCCAUUUUGCACCAUUGCUCUAUGCUGGUCUUUAGUUUACUGCCUGCUUUCAUGGUUUCACAAGAAGGUAGUGUGAUACUGACACAAUACAACAAAUUUAAAACAAUUCUUUAGUGAAUUUGCUCGUGUAUAAAAUGUAUUAUGUCACAGUCUGUAAUGUCGGAAUGAACCUAAAACGUUUUGAUGAAAGGGUUUGAUGUUUCAAGUCUCACUCACACCACCACCCUCACACUUAUUGGUAGUCCAAAAAUGGCUUUGUUUCUUCUCAUUUGCAUAAACUUUGUUGUGUCACUUGCCCUGAACAUUUGCUCCAAUCUUGAGUUUUCUAAGUCGCUCUGGAUAAGGGUGUCUGCCAAAUGCCAGAAAUGUGAACUUGACGUUCUGAAGUUAAUUAGCUGGACACUAUGGCACUGUCCAUCAAGACUACACACUUUUUUUUCUUCAAAAUUAAAAAAGGUCAUUUAAAACACAUUUAAUGAAUUGAAAACUUGCAAAUUUCAAAGGAAAAAAAACCCUGUUGAAAUUUCGGAGAUACAUUUGAAACAACUAUAUCUAGAAGAUCUAGAAACUCAUCCACUGUUCGGAAAGAUGAACAAAUGAAAGAUUUUUUUCCCGAGUAAUUAACCAAAGCAGUAGAUAAAGUGACCACGACCCUGACCAGGAUAAAGACAGAAAGAAAAAAACAACAUUUUCCCACAAAUCCCUGGCAAAUGCUGGCGGAUCAGACGGAUGAAUUGUUUCCAGAUGUGCGCCGAGCGACUAUAUAAAACAGAGAAGAAACAGUCUGUUGUGAAGAUACUUUAUAAUAAGGGAGUAUUUUUUAAAAAAGAACAAUCUCCUGAUCUUCUUUUCUAUUGGCUCACAGAAUUCACAGGUUAAAGGCCACCUAGAUAAAGUCACUGUAAAGUGAAGUACACCAGGACAUGAUACAGAUGCGUCUUUCACAUUCCACGUCCUUUCCCUUUCUGUGAUUUUUCUAAUCCAGAAAAGCAGUUUUUAGAUGAAUUUAGCUGGACUGAUUUUUAAAAAUUGGAAAUGGUCUGAUCUAAACUCUAGACCUUGUUAGUUUAGCACUAGGAUCCAUGGUGUCCCUGGUAGCUCCAAAAUAGCACCAGCUAGUGACAGGGAUGGGAUGAGAUGUGCUAGCUCAGUGUUUAAGGUGCUGGACUUCUGCUCAGAAGAUUGUGAACUUAAAUCCCAGGUCCGCCAUUCUGCCACUGUUGUGCCCUUUUGCAAGACCCUUAACCUUCAAUUUCAGAUAAAAAUUAAAAUGAGCCUGAAGUUUCAUGAGCCAGAAGUUUUUGAUGCGUCAGUUUAGAACAUGGAAAACACUGCUCCUCUCCUAUUGGUGGAGACAAACUUCUCAUUUGCAUAAAAUUAAAGUUUGAUGACAUAGCAUUAUUAAUUUUACUCGGAAUGUGAAAGUUCUUGAAAAUCGCUAUAACUAAACACUAUAGCUAGCUGUUGAUGUCGGCGUCUCUGCCGUAGCUGAUAGAACUUUCUCGUUUUUUUAGUGUUUUGUUUUAAAAUAUGGUCUAUGUAUCUGUUCAGCCAUUGUGACUACCAUCAUGUGUUCGAGGAGAAGUUUUUGGUGGUGAAGUCAGACUUCUGGACCUUCUCUGUCUCUCAGUCCUACACUAGGCUAGAGAGAGAGAGAGAGAGAGAGAGAGAGAGAAUGAAGGGAAAAAUAAAAUAUGGACCUUAAAUAAAGUUCUCUUGUUUUUUUUUUUCUCACGUCUGUUUACCACAAACAACAAUAAAACACAACAACCUCAAUGUCUACAUUUUUCUGUACCUGUUGCAAUACCAGUUCCAUAAAUGCUGUUUUUUUAUUUCUAUAUAUAUAUAUUUGUUAUGUAUCUAUUAUAUACAGGCUGUAAGUUAUUACUGUUUAUUAGUUUAUAAGCAUGAGUACCGUGAUAUUAAUAUAUUUCCUUGUAAAUGUUCUGUAUGGGAAACACAUGCAUCUAUGUAAUUAUGUAACUAUGUAGAUAUUUAUAAGAUUACAAACACAGUCAUAGUCAGGAGUCUGGACCGUAUGAGUGUGUGUGUGUGUGUGUGUGUGGAAGAAUUUCACUUAGUGCCUGUUUUCUAAAACUCUUUGUUUACUGAGAUUUCUAGAGUUCUAUCCGACUUUAUGCAGAAAAGAAGAUCAUGUAAUUCAAAUCUUUAUAUAAAGGCAUUAAUAAAUGAAGUGAAAGAUGGAAAAAAAGGUGUACUAAUUUAAUUGGUUGGUUAAGCCUGUUUUGUUUGACUAAACGGAAGCGUUAUCUACUUAGCGCUGAGCCGCUGUUGCUAAUUAAUUAUUAAAGUUAUUGUCAUUAAUGGAAUUGUUUACAUGCAGCUUCAUUCACAUAACUGGCAGUUUGCCCAGAUUUAUUCCUGCUAAUGAUUCUAAUAACCUGCUAAUUAUGCUAAGGUUCUGCUCCAACGUAGCUCUCAAUUCUCAAAUUCUCAACAGGUAACUAAUCCAUGAGUGUUAGAUAUUUUAUAUAUAUAUACACUACUCACAAAAAGUUAAGGAUAUUGGGCUUUCAGUUGAAAUUUCAGGAUGCACCUAAAAUGCACUAUAACCUUUCCAGGUGAACUUAAUUUGACCUUCUCUACACUUUUGAAUGCACAUGUCCAACUGUUCAGUGUUUCAGUACUUUUUGCAGAACUUGCUGUUCUCUAACAAGGUGCUUAACGGCAAAAUUCACAACUGGUGUUUGAUCCAUGAAUCCACCAAUAAAUUUUCUGGUUCCAUUAGAAUUGGUAUUUAAACAGACCUCUUCAUCAUACUGUUCACAUUUUGACAUCAUGAGACCAAGACCACACCUAACAACUGAUCAACAGAACCUCGCCAUUGUGAGGCUUCAAACAGGAUGUUCUCAGAGGGAAGUGGCCACUGAGCUUAGAGUGUCACAGAGUGUCAUCAGCAGGUUGGGACAGAGAUACAGAGAGACUGGAAGAGUCACAGAAAGGCAUAGAAGUGGACGUCCUUUGGCCACAUCCCACGUUGAUGACCGCUUCAUUGUGAACAGUGUCCUGCGGAACCGGAUGAUGAAUGCCACUCAACUCCAGGCACAUUUAAGGGAGGUGAGAGGAACCCAAGUGUCACGUCAGACCAUUCCAAACCGUUUACAUCAGCGUGGUCUGCGUGCUAGACGACCUGCAAGGGUACCUGACCACAACACCAGGCCAGGGAGCAUUUACACUGGACGAGGGACCGGUGGGCCUCAGUGCUGUUCUCUGAUGAAAGUCGAUUCACGUUGAGCAGAAAUGAUGGCCACCAACGAUGUUGGAGACGUCAAGGAGAGCGCUAUGCAUCAGCCACUGUUGUGGUGGUGUUACAGUCUGGGCAGGUGUGUCCACUCAAUACAGAACUGCCCUACAUCUUGUGAAUGGUACAGUGACAAGCCAAUACUACCUGAAUAACAUCAUUAAUCCAGUCAUUGUGCCCCUGCAUGAACAACACAGGCCUAAUUUCAUCUUCAUGGACGACAAUGCUCCAGCUCAUCGAGGUCGCAUCAUUAAGGAACGGCUGCUCGAGGCUGGGGUACCUCAAAUGGAGUGGCCUGUACUUUCUCCAGACCCG
Hemibagrus wyckioides is the source of this 6300-nucleotide messenger RNA. RefSeq lists its product as uncharacterized. Gene Ontology annotation, biological process: neuron projection morphogenesis; cell surface receptor protein tyrosine kinase signaling pathway; positive regulation of peptidyl-serine phosphorylation. Gene Ontology annotation, molecular function: nerve growth factor receptor binding; growth factor activity. The coding region runs from base 848 to 2185 and encodes 445 amino acids. The record is from RefSeq and is a predicted model, not a curated record. NCBI's taxonomy places the organism in Eukaryota, Metazoa, Chordata, Actinopteri, Siluriformes, Bagridae. The transcript has 2 exons.